AUGGAGCAAUCACCGCAUUCUUCAACGCCUCAGUUUGGCUUCGAUGGCGCCAGCAUUUCUGCACCAGUAUCUCCCAGCAAGCAGCUUGUCGCCAACGCGGCUGCCAGCGAGCCUGUCGAUUACGAUGUCGAGACUGUUGAGCGGGUUUAUCGAAAGAUUGACAGGCGAAUCAUUCCGGCCUUUUGGAUCCUCUACUUCCUCUGCUCCGCCAUUCGCUCCAACAUCGGCAUCGCUCAGACCAUGAAUAUUGACAAGGGUCAUGAUCUUGUCACGGUCCUGGGACUGAGCCCUCGAGAUCUUUCUACCGCACUGGCGCUCUUCUACGUAUCCUACGUCAUUUUCGAUUUUCCAUCCAAUCUAAUCAUGAGCAAGCUUGGCCCUCGCGUUUGGAUGGCCCGCAUCGUCUUCGCUACUAGUCUUGUCGGCGCGUGUUUUGCUGCCGUUCACGAUGCUUGGAGCCUCAAGCUGCUUCGAUUCCUCCUCGGGCUGGUCAUUGCGGGUAUGUGGCCUGGAAUGGCGUUUUAUUUGACGCUCUUCUACCCGCCGUCCCGAACCGCCAAGCGAAUCGGCAUGUAUUUUACCGCUUCUCAAGUCUCUGCUGCCGUCGUGGGUCUCGUGUCCGCUGGAUUCCAACUCAUGGAUGGCACUGCUGGGCUCGAAGGGUUCCGCUGGAUGUUUUUGAUCUACGGCUUGGUCGGUCUGGUUCUUAGUGUGAUCCUCAUUUGGUGGCUGCCUGAUCGGCCACUUGCUCCUGGUCAAACCAGGGAAAAGACUGGCCUGUUCAAGUGGCUUCCCGCAACACCAGAAGCCCUCACUGGCGAGGAUGCGAUUAUCCACUACCAUGACCUCAAGCGUGUCUAUCACUCUCGGCCCUGGGGAAUGAAAGAUCUAGGCCUGGUGCUUUUGGACUGGCGACUCUGGCCUCUGACGCUCAUGUACUUUGGCGUAGUCGGUGUUGGUAUCGGCACACAACUCUACGGCUCAGUCAUCAUUCGCGCCAUUCGCCCUAAUGCUGGUGGCAUUGAAAUUAGCUUGCUCUUUGCCCCUAUCUGGAUUAUGGACCUUAUUGCUAUCCUUCUUGUGACUCCGGUUUCCGAUCGAUUCCACAAGUAUCGCGCCUUCUUCUUUUCCGCUGCCGUCUGCAUCCAAAUUUCGGGACUUCUCAUGACUACCUUUGCUCACGGCUGGGCGCGCUACGGCGGUCUCUUGAUGGUUGGAUUUGGUCUUGGACCAACCGUACCUAUUUGCAUGGCUUGGAGCUCCGAAAUCUUCCAGCGCCGCCAUGGUGAAGUUGGAGUCGCUGCUGCUACCGCGCUGGUUUCUGGCCUGGGUAACCUUGGAAGUGUCACUACUACCUAUGCCUUGUACACAGGUUGGCCGGAAGAUGCCAAGCGUGGACCUCAUCAGUUCCGCAACAGCAAUCUCACUAUGAUUGGAAUUCUUUGCAUGAGCAUCCUCAGCGCCUUCACCAUGGUGGCUUUGCUCAAGCUUCUGGGAAAUUCGCCGAGCAAAAAGCUUUAUGAGUGUGAAUCUGGUAGCGACUUUGAAGAUGGUGCUGCCAGACGCGAGCAGCAGCAACGCGGAUUCGGUCGAUUCGGUCGCAACACGACGUCGCAGGCGUAA
Beauveria bassiana ARSEF 2860 is the source of this 1623-nucleotide messenger RNA. RefSeq names its product major facilitator superfamily transporter. The coding region runs from base 1 to 1623 and encodes 540 amino acids. Gene Ontology annotation, cellular component: membrane. Gene Ontology annotation, biological process: biotin import across plasma membrane. The record is from RefSeq and is a predicted model, not a curated record. Gene Ontology annotation, molecular function: biotin transmembrane transporter activity; dethiobiotin transmembrane transporter activity; solute:proton symporter activity. The transcript is spliced from 4 exons. Lineage: Eukaryota; Fungi; Ascomycota; Sordariomycetes; Hypocreales; Cordycipitaceae.